Labrus bergylta (ballan wrasse) is the source of this 1897-nucleotide messenger RNA. It is a transcript of the gene rnf170, whose product is annotated as ring finger protein 170. NCBI's taxonomy places the organism in Eukaryota, Metazoa, Chordata, Actinopteri, Labriformes, Labridae. Gene Ontology annotation, molecular function: ubiquitin protein ligase activity. The record is from RefSeq and is a predicted model, not a curated record.
UUAUGAAUUAGCUACAAGCGAUUAUAGCCCAGUUCAAGUCGGAUUUAGAAGACCAGCUGUUUGUCUAUUAACGACUGUAACUCAAAUGUUGGCUGGUUUCCGACAGCGGAGGAGCUUCAUCCACACAACAUUGUGUCACAGCGUUAGCACCUAUUAGCAGUGAUUACUAAGGAAACCAGCGAGUAAAGGCUACUCUGUGUCAACUUAGCAACACGGAUAGCAACAACUUAAGACACUGGUAAUGUUAGAAAAGUGAAUAACAAAGGCGGCAUAUGUCAUGGGAAUAAGACUGGUGUUAAUUUUAAAGCAACACUUAGUUAGCACUGCUGGAUAAUAACUGUCUGGGAUUACAAAGACUGUGGCUUUAAACUACACUAAAUGGACAUUACUUUCUGAUUGUUGUAGGCUAUGAGUGUGGGUGAUGGAGGACGGUCAAUGUGGAGACUUCCUGAUCCAAGAUGAGGACACCCUCAUUGAGGGUGUCAGCAACCAGGUCUUGUUUGUUGUUGUUCUCAGCAUCACCUUCCUUGCAGGCCUCCUCACUCUGCUCUGCAGACAAGAGGAGCAGAACAUUCACCCUGAGAAUCAGGAGCAUGUUCGAGCCGUCCGGCAACAGCUCCAAACAGAGCAGGAUGAAAAUAGCCAGGCGGAGGCCAGGCAACAGUAUUACACAGACAUGUCUUGUCCAGUGUGUUUGCAGCAGGCUGUUCUGCCGGUGGAAACAAAUUGUGGACACCUUUUCUGCGGCUCCUGCAUCAUAGCGUACUGGAGGUAUGGCACCUGGCUGGGUGCUAUUAACUGCCCCAUCUGCAGACAAAUGGUCACUUUGCUUUUCCCGCUGUUCCAUGAGAACGCAACUCCUCAGAGGGUCCAGGAUGGCGAGGCAGAACCGCUGCUGAUUUUAAGAGACAUUAACGAUUACAACCGCAGGUUCUCAGGCCAACCAAGAUCUUUUAUGGACCGGCUGCGAGAUGUGCCCACCCUGCUGCGUCACGCCUUUAGGGAGAUGUUUUCUGUGGGGGGCCUCUUCUGGAUGUUCAGGAUUCGAAUCCUUCUCUGCCUGGUCGGAGCACUCACCUACCUGGUGUCCCCGCUGGACAUUCUCCCAGAGGCACUUUUCGGUCUCCUGGGAUUCAUGGACGACUUCUUUGUCAUCCUGCUUCUCUUUGUGUACAUCUCCAUCAUGUACAGAGAGGUGGUAACACAGAGACUGAACGGCUAGAUGCUCGCUCAUUAACAAGGCCUUAGGUUUUCUCAGGAAGAGGUAGAACCCAGCAUCUGAGGAUGUGAUGGGAAAAAAAAGACUCACAAAGAAAGAACUGAGUAAAUGCUCUUAAGGACAGAUACUCGACAAGACCGGUCUUCCAAGAGAGGUUCACCUUGAAACCAGGGAUGUUUCUUCAUCACUGGAGAGUGAAUAUAAGCCUCAUCUCUGCAAUGACUCUAUAUAAGGAAUUCAAUCUUUCAUCGAUGGCUUAAUAAAUGUUCUGUCAAAGUGGACAACAACACAGCAUGGGGGUGGCUGUAAACGAAUGUGGUGUUGUGUAUACCUACUUUGAACCACUUUGUGUAUCCAGGGAACUCUUUUUUGAUGAACUGAAUGCUUCAGCCAAUUGGAUGACAGAGUUUUCCUGACUUUGGACGAUGUGCAUAUCAACAUAAUAGAGACCACAGUAAUGUAACGUAAUGUGAACUUGAACUUACUGUAUCGAUGGCAGUGUCUUGAUUAUAUGCAUUUAAACCUGGCUGUCUGCAUCCAAAGUGUCGACUGUCUUAACAGAUUCAUGUAACUCGAACCAUCUUGCUGUUAUUACAAGCUUUGUGGUCAAUUCACCUGAUCACGCACCUAUGUAAGGAACAUGUGCUUAUAAAGAUUCAUAAUGACAUGAAAAACGCA